AUGAAGGUCAUCGUUGUAGUUUUGGUUGCUCUCAUCCUGGCUUUUGCUUCAGCUCGUCCUCAGGUCGAACACGGUUCAAUUUAUGCGCCCAGUGGGCGAUUCGCCAAGACUGACAAUUGGGCAGCUCCACCUGUGGACCUCAGUCUACCCAUUAUAUUCCUGCCAGAGGCAACGCCCAUUAGGGAAACGCCACAGGAACCAAUGCUCACAUCGCGUCCGCGUCCCUUAAAAAAGAAUUGAAUUAUCUGUAGCAUUAUAAAGUAAUUAUAUUAUAUUAUUUAGUCUAAAUGACAUACUAAAAAAUGAUUUAUAUUGUUAUUAUAAAAUUA
Messenger RNA from Drosophila mojavensis, 329 nucleotides. RefSeq lists its product as uncharacterized. Bases 1 to 240 code for a protein of 79 amino acids. NCBI's taxonomy places the organism in Eukaryota, Metazoa, Arthropoda, Insecta, Diptera, Drosophilidae. The record is from RefSeq and is a predicted model, not a curated record. The transcript has 2 exons.